AUGGGCGCCGUUCACGUCCUUGACGACUAUUACCUCGCAAUCACGCUGCUCAUCACCAUUGGAUACCAGCUCUUCUUCUUCGCAAUCGCCUUCAGCUUCAAAUUCGAUAAAUUGACCGAUUUCGCCGGCGGCACCAAUUUUGUGGUCCUUGCCAUUCUUACACUCGCAUUCAGCGAAAACAGAGGCGAUGCGCGCAAUAUUGUGGUCUCCAUGUUCAUCAUCGCCUGGGGUGCGAGAUUGAGUGGAUUCCUACUCUUCAGGAUCCUGAAAACGGGCAAAGAUGACCGCUUCGACGACAAGCGCGAUAAGUUCUGGUCUUUCUUGGGCUUCUGGGUAUUUCAAAUGUUUUGGGUGUGGACUGUUUCGCUGCCAGUGACGAUCCUCAAUUCGCCCAAUGUGACGCGCUUUCCUCAACCGAGCUUUGGCACAGGUCGCGACAUUGCGGGUGUGGUGCUGUGGUCUAUUGGCUUCAUCAUGGAAAGUGUCUCGGAUAUUCAGAAAUACAGGUUCCGCAGCGCUCACGGAAGUGAUGGCGCGGUCUGUGAUGUUGGUUUCUUCGCAUGGACGAGGCACCCCAACUACUUUGGGGAGAUCAUCAUUCAAUUCGGUAUCUUCACCAUCGCCGUCUCGCCAGCAGCAGAAGGCUACGUAACUGGCGGUGCCCAUUCGGCGCUCUACGCCUCAAUCCUCGGUGCCUUCUUCCUCACCACGCUACUCAUGUUUGUGUCUGGCCUGACGCUACAGGAGCGUCCCGGAGCGAAGAAGAGAUACGAAAAGGGCAACAACUGGCCGGCCUACGAGAAGUAUUUGCACCGAACCAGUAUCCUCAUUCCGUUCCCGCCUCAACUGUACGCAAGGAUGCCAGUCUUUUUGAAACGGACCAUAUUUUUGGAAUUCCCAAUCUAUGUGUUUGAUCCUGCGAAACAUGCGGAUCAGGAUAAGGUUAGGGCUAGAGAAGCGGAAGAAGGGCAGACUAGGAGGAGUGAUGAAGAGGGUCUCAGGUCCUGA
Molecule: messenger RNA, 1008 nt
Organism: Plenodomus lingam JN3
Lineage: Eukaryota; Fungi; Ascomycota; Dothideomycetes; Pleosporales; Leptosphaeriaceae
Biological process (GO): lipid metabolic process
Cellular component (GO): membrane
Molecular function (GO): oxidoreductase activity, acting on the CH-CH group of donors
Source: RefSeq, a predicted model, not a curated record